Messenger RNA from Enterobius vermicularis (human pinworm), 2139 nucleotides. The record is from the annotation of a GenBank genome assembly. Lineage: Eukaryota; Metazoa; Nematoda; Chromadorea; Rhabditida; Oxyuridae.
AUGGCACAGUUGUUAUAUUCUAUAAAUGCAGGUGUCGUAUUCUUGGAGGUCAACGAUGAAGUAAAACGUGCUAUCUUACCACCAGUUGUCGAUACUAUAGAUUCAGUAAAAGCUUUAUUUUUACGAACCUUCCCACAGCUUACAGCCAAAUACUUGAACUUGCCUUACGUAAAAAUUUACAUACAAGAGCAAUCCAAGGGACAACUAUUCUACGAACUUGACGAUCUUCGGCAAGUUAAACUAUAUUAUUUUUGCAAAAAUGGGGUACUAGACUUGAAGGACCGAGCAGUACUGAAAUUGCGGGAACAGUUAUCAGGAUUUCAGUCUCCCCAGCCAAUUAGGUUUACCGAUCAUCCGCCAGAUUAUUUAAGCGAAUCUGAAGGAGAGCUCUCAGAUUAUCGUAGCAGAACGCCACAUAGAAUUGGUAGCUUCAGACCUCCGAGCUCGCUCGAUAAACGUCCGUAUGGGUCAUUAAAAUCGGCAAGAUCGCCAAUACCAUUAAGGUUUGACGCCUAUUAUGACCCUUAUUCUAGCGAUGCCAGUAGCCAAGAACCUCGAUCAGGUUCUGCGACACCAAUUAUCGACAAAGAAGCCAGAUUUCGAAUGGAAACUAUGGAGCGACAGUUGGCAGGCUUAUCUUCACUAGUUCACUCAGCCUUGGUUAGCAAAGGAAUGAGUGAAAGCAGUCAACGUGACAUGCAAGAACUGAGAAGACAGAUUCUUGCACUUCACUCCGACGCACGUCCAGGAAGCAGCGUACCAAGCAGCACAGAACCGUCUUUGCCCGACACUUAUUCCUUAAAUGGGGAAGCACAACAACAUCUUUUAAGGUUAAAGCAACAAGCAACUGAAAUACAGAACCAGCUGAAACAAGUUCGACGUGCAGUCCAAGUGAAUGUACAAAACGGACGUGAUUUACUCCGUGAUGCAUUCGACCAAAUCCAAAAGCAUAUCAGCAGGCAAUCAGGCAUCGAUACUACAACACUAAAAGCCGAUCAUAUGGAAAAUCUCAAAUCAGAGCACAUUGCUCAAAUAACACAGCUCCAAAAGUCUCUUCAGUCGUUCGAAGAGGAUGUUGAAGAUGUCAGGAAAUUGGUGCUAAAUACAAAUAGGAAGCUUCGCAUGAGUGAAGUGGAACAUUUCACAAAUUCCUUGACCAAAAUCGGGAGAAACGCAGCUCGACUAAAAACUCAGUUUCCAUCUAUUCAAAACGAAUUAGAAAAAAAAAUAAAAGGCGACAUGGAAAGAGUGGUUCGGGAAGAAAAGUUCAUUAAAGAAGAAUCUGCACAAAUAGAUCAAUGCUUGCGGCGUUGCAAGACGUUAGCAAAUAUGAUGGUAACCAUGAAGAAGCUAGCUAUGGUCCAAGACCCUGCAGUUAGUGCCCCGUAUCGAAUAGAAAGAAAUUCUGAUCGAAUGAGUACAAAAAGUGAAAAUGGCACCCUCGCCACAACCAGAGAGGCACCAAAUGCUCAUCUUAAGACAGAAUCAGUAAGCGUUCCGGCAAUGCCAUCAUCCGGUCUAGUACUUGUAGGACAAAAUCUUAAAGCAAGGGCUUCAGCACCUCCAAUGGGGCGUCCUCUAAAAGAAGCGAACUCAUUAAAUGUCCCUCCUCCUGUUCCUCCAUCACCUCACAACUAUGAAAAGCCGUCAACUAGCGAAAAGUAUGAGGAAACGCAUAUGCUAGAUGCCAUCUUGGAUGAACUUAACAGUACUCGAAAACCACCGAUGAAUGCGCCGCCAAAACCUCCAGAGCGAAGAUCAAGCAACGAUUUACGGAGCCGCUUCACUCCCAACGAAGUGAAGGAUUUCCAGCGUACACAGAAAGGUCCAACAUCACCAUCAGGAAACGUUACCAUAAGAUCUCCAGCACCAUUUUACGGAACACAGCCUCCAAAACCACCGCCAUCCCCAUACUAUGCGUCAAACACAGCUACUCGCGCUCCAUUACCCUAUAGACCGCCAUCUCAACUGAGACCAGCUUCAAAAUACGCAGAAUCUUUCCCUGACCAUUUUCAGAGGCCUCCAGAAGCGAUUGCUUCAACCGAUGCCCUGGGCCCAAACGAUUCACUACGACUGAAUGGGGCUUCAUCCAACGAAUCGUUAAAUUCACAAGAGGGAACGUCAAUAAUACAAAAGUGA